Drosophila rhopaloa is the source of this 1060-nucleotide messenger RNA. RefSeq lists its product as uncharacterized. The record is from RefSeq and is a predicted model, not a curated record. The transcript has 2 exons. Lineage: Eukaryota; Metazoa; Arthropoda; Insecta; Diptera; Drosophilidae. Bases 52 to 954 code for a protein of 300 amino acids.
UUUGCGCUCGUUCGGACAAGAGUGAGUUACAAGCCAGUGAAGGCUAUCACAAUGAAGUUCUCAAUUUUUAUUUUGACGGUGUUUGCGUUAUAUCAGACGCGUGUCACGACAGCAGUGAAAGAAAAGGACGGUGAGGAGUCCAUAUCCAGCGUUAUUCGGGAUUACGGGGAAACGCUCGAAAACUUUUACAAAAACCGCACAUUUGAAUUCGAAGACGAUACAUUGAAGCAUAGUGUUCCACUUCCAACACAACUGAGUUUGAAAACUAUAGCAAACAAUCUUUUAUUUAUUCGAGAAAGAAUCGAUAGAUUUUGCAACGUUACCAGAGAUACCCGAUCAAUUGAUGAAAAUUCCAAAUUAUCAUUCUUGACUGACAUUAAAGAAUACUUGACAGCGAUGAGGCAGUCGAUUUUCACCGUUCCACCUUUUCAUUUUCUCCAAACGACUACGGGGGAAUUUCUACGACACAUUGAUGAUGCUUUGAAGAAAGUUAGCUCUGUAACCGCAAACUCACGAGAAGCUAUCUUACAAGCUUGCGACGAACAACAAACAACUGCGAACAACGAUAAUUCCAAUUCAUUCUCCCCUGUUGAAAACGAAGCAGUACAUCCAAGCCCCUGUGUAUUAAAUAAACUAAGUAAAAGGAAUAAAAAGAUGUGUUUAAGAACUUGCCAAGUUUGCUCUUUGCAAUUAUGCAAAUCGACGCUUUCUGAUUUUGUUGAUAUGGGAUCCAAUUUACUGCAAUCCGAGUUGAGAAAUGUGUACAACAAGUUUUUGGCUUCAAUUAGAGAUAAUCAAAAUGAAGAUUGUGUCAACAUUUUCCUUUCUUUCCUGUUGGAUAGACGUCCAAUGUUGACCGAGACGCUCGAGAAAAUGACAUCAGAUCAGCUGGUAAUCUUUACGAUUUUAGCUGCGUCGCCGUACAAAGUAACCACGCGAUUUGUUAAAAUAUAGAAGAAGAAAUCAAGUCUAUAAAAUAUUUUAUUUUAAUAUGUCAUAUCCGUAUUUUUCUACUUGUUAUUUUGUUCAUACAAUAAAAUUAUCACUGUGGCACGGAAAA